This is a messenger RNA of Clupea harengus (Atlantic herring), 2263 nucleotides long. RefSeq names its product transcription factor EB (gene tfeb). Gene Ontology annotation, molecular function: protein dimerization activity; DNA-binding transcription factor activity, RNA polymerase II-specific; RNA polymerase II cis-regulatory region sequence-specific DNA binding. Gene Ontology annotation, cellular component: nucleus. Gene Ontology annotation, biological process: humoral immune response; regulation of transcription by RNA polymerase II; positive regulation of DNA-templated transcription. The record is from RefSeq and is a predicted model, not a curated record. Lineage: Eukaryota; Metazoa; Chordata; Actinopteri; Clupeiformes; Clupeidae.
UGACAUGUCACGACUCAUGAGGGCGUCUUAGUGACUGAUGGUCUGGGGGUCUGUGUUUGCGCAUGCCGAUAAGGGUGUGUUUAUUUCAACCUCUCCCUCUCUCUCCCUCUCCAGCGCCCCCUCCAGUGCUCGGGCUGGACUGCGCCUCGGCGGCCGCCGCCCGCCCCCCACGCCCCCCCUCCUCCUCGCGCCCCCCAGCGGCGGCGGCAGCGCCCCCCGCAGCCAUGGCGUCGCGCAUCGGGCUACGCCUGCAGCUGAUGCGGGAGCAGCUUCAGCACGAGGAGCAGCGUGAGCGGCAGGCGCAGGCGCAGGCACAGGCGCAUGUUCACGCGCAGCAGCAGGCGGCCAUGCUCUACCCGCAGCAACAACAACAACAUCAACAUCAACAGCAGCAUCAGCAGCAGCAUCAACAGCAGCAGCAUCAUCAACAGCAGCAGCAGCAACAGCAGCAACAGCAGCAGCGCAUGCCUGGACCCCCUGCACCCACUCCUGCCAUCAGCACACCACCAGCACACUUCCAGGGCCCCAUGCAGGUGCCCGUGGAGGUCCUCAAGGUGCAGACUCACCUGGAGAACCCGACUGACUACCACAUCCGCCUCACCCAGCGGCAGCAGGUGAAGGAGUACCUGUCCUCCACCUACAUCCCCAAGUCUGCGGUGCACGCCAUCUCAGGGGUGGUGCAGCCGUCCCCCCCCAACCUGACUCAGGGGCACACGGCCGCCGCCACGCCCCCCCUCCCCUCCCCCCUCAUGCGCACCGAGCAGCUCAUCAACUCAAACAGCAGCGCCCCCGCCAGCCCCAUGGCCCUGCUCAACAUCAGCCACGAGAAUGAGAUGGAUGAGGUUAUUGAUGACAUCAUCAGUCUGCAGUCCAGCUAUGAUGACAUUCAGGCCUACAUUGACCCUGUCCAGAUGCCAAACACACUCCCGUUGUCCAGUAGCCAUCUGGAUGUGUACACCGGCCCAGGGAUGACUGGUCCAGCCAUCGCCAUGACGAGCAACUCCUGUCCUGCCAACCUCUCCAUCAAGAGGGAGCUGACGGGUAAGAUCAAUCCCAUCCACAGGCCAGAAGCCCGUGCAAUGGCCAAGGAGAGACAGAAGAAAGACAACCACAACCUGAUCGAGAGGAGGCGACGCUUCAACAUCAACGACCGCAUCAAAGAGCUCGGCACUAUGAUUCCCAAAACCAACGACCUGGAUGUGCGAUGGAAUAAGGGCACUAUCCUCAGGGCGUCGGUGGAGUACAUCAAGCGCAUGCAGAAGGACGUCCAGAGGAGCCGUGAGGUGGAGAACAACUUCAAGAGAAUGGAGAUGGCCAACAAGCAGCUGUGGCUCCGCAUCCAGGAGUUAGAGAUGCAGGCUCGUCUCCAUGGCCUCCCCUGCAACUCUCCCUCUGGCUUCAGUAACAGUGACCUGCUGGGCCCCUUGGUGAAGCAGGAGACCAGCCCGGAGGAGAACCACCACCCCCAGCAGCAGCACCAGCAGCACCAGCAGCACCAGCAGCACCAACACCAGCACCACCCCCACCCCCAGCACCAGGGCCACCCCCACCUCCAGCAGCCCCAGGGCCUGCCCCCCCUGCCCCAGCCCAUGCACACCCAGCCCCCGCUGCAGUACCCCGCCGUGGGCAGCUCCCAGCACUUUGACUUUGCCCAGUCGCUGGACUUGUGCGAUGGGGGCGGGGGGUACGUGGAUGGCAUGGGGGGUCUGGGCGACCUGGGGUCACUGGGCGGAGGAGGAGGAGGAGGAGCCAUGGGGAAGAAGAACGACCUGGGCUUCAUGUUGAUGGAUGAGGCGCUGUCACCACUAGGGGGCGAUCCGCUGCUGUCGGCCAUGUCUCCCGACGCGUCUGUGGACAGCAGCCGCAGAAGCAGCUUUAGCCUCGACGACACCGACAUACUGUGACACACACACACACACACACACACUCACACACACACACUCACACACACACACUCACACACAGCUAAGAAAAACAACAUAAUGCUCACACACAUGGCCAAGAAAAAUUAAACAGUGCAAACACACACAUACACACACACCCCCUCCCACACAGCUGAUGUGAUGACACAAUACACUCUCUCGUGCACACACACAAACACAACAUGAUAUAAACACACGUAUAGAUUUAUGUAAAGAAAGUAACAUGCACAGCAGUGAACAUAAACACCUGAUAGUCAGUGACAGACACAAAUUAGUACAUAAUCUAACACACACACACACACACACACACACACACACCACUCUCUAACUCCCUCUGUCUC